CUGGAUCCGCCACGAUGAAAAUGUAAACUUUAUUUUUUUUUGUGGGAGAGGGUAUAUAUAUAUAUAUAUAUAUAUAUAUAAGACCCUCUUGGCUCUUUUAUUGGUUGCAAAGCCAGAGAAUGGAAAUGGGGUGUAACAAGAGAAACAAAAACAACAAUGGAGCUCUUGCAGCAGUGGCAGUGUUUCUAAUGGUGGCGGCGGUGACGGUGGCGGCGGCUGAAUCUGAAGAACGACAUCACUAUGUGGUAGGCGGAGACAGAGGCUGGGAGACCUCAAAUUUCAUUGAUCAAAUUAAUCAGUAUUGGUCUUCAUCUCCCAGAAUCUUUAGAGUUGGUGAUGUUCUUUGGUUCACGUACUCGGCGGCGCAAGAUAACAUCGUGGAGGUGGGGAGCUGGGAAGAAUACGAGUCGUGCGAUCUCACAAACCCAAUCAAAAUGUAUACGGACGGCCUCAACAAGAUCUCCCUAGACGGAGAGGGAAUCAGGUACUUCGCAAGCGGCAACAUGGACCACUGCAAAAAUGGGCUCAAACUCCCCGUUAAUGUCCUGCCUCGGGACGCCCAACUGGCCCAUGGGCCGUCAGUGGGCUUCGCCAAUGCACCCUCACCUGGUUUGGCACAAAGCCCGUACUCCGUUGGAUAUGGGCCUGUUUCCUCUCAAAGUCCAUCAGGGAACGGAUGGGAAAGUGGACUUUCAUUUAAUAUGAUGGUUGGGAAACAGAAAUGGGUUAAAACUGAGUUUGUGGACGCAGCAGCUGGGCCUACAGCGGGCUGUGCUCCAAUCAGUUUAGUUGGGCUUUUCAAUCUGUUGGCAGUUGGGCUCGUGCUUCUUCCCAUUCUGAGUUAUUAUUAUUAGGUGAGGAUUAAACAGCGGUACAAACU
Molecule: messenger RNA, 880 nt
Organism: Cuscuta campestris
Lineage: Eukaryota; Viridiplantae; Streptophyta; Magnoliopsida; Solanales; Convolvulaceae
Source: the annotation of a GenBank genome assembly